Molecule: messenger RNA, 2573 nt
Organism: Oncorhynchus gorbuscha (pink salmon)
Lineage: Eukaryota; Metazoa; Chordata; Actinopteri; Salmoniformes; Salmonidae
Product: zinc finger protein OZF-like
Exons: 3
Coding region: 1-1563 (520 amino acids)
Biological process (GO): regulation of transcription by RNA polymerase II; central nervous system development
Cellular component (GO): nucleus
Molecular function (GO): RNA polymerase II cis-regulatory region sequence-specific DNA binding; DNA-binding transcription factor activity, RNA polymerase II-specific
Source: RefSeq, a predicted model, not a curated record
AUGUGCAACGUUUCAGUGAAAGAAGAGGAAGACGUUUCAGUGAAAGAAGAGGAAGACUCUUUCAGAGUGAAAGAGGAGGUGGAUGUUACAGUAAAAGAAGAGGAGGAUGCAGUUUUGGAAGGGGAGAUUACUGUCGCAUUGAAAGAUGAAGAGGUGGAGAGAGGAGAUCUAAUUAACACCAGAAAGAGACGGGACUACCAUGGAUCCUCUGGGGAGCCUCAACAACCUCAUGAUGCUGACGAGGCAGAGAAGAGUCUCUCCACAUCAGAACUCCUCAAGAAACACCAACACAGACUCACAGGGAAGAAACCUCAUUGCUGCUCUGACUGUGGGAAACGUUUCAAAUAUUCAUCAUACCUUAAAAUUCACCAGCGAGUACACACAGGAGAGAAACCUUAUAGCUGUACUCGAUGCGAGAAGAGUUUUACUCAUUCAACCAACCUGAUAUCACACCAGAGAACACACACAGGAGAGAAACCUUAUAGCUGUGAUCAAUGUGGGCAGAGGUUUACUCAGUCAGGUGCCCUGAAAUCCCACCGUAAACUACACACAGGAGAGAAACCUUUUAGCUGUGAUCAAUGUGCGAAGAGAUUUAUUAAGUCUAGCAAUCUGACAGUACACCAGAGAAAACACACAGGAGAGAAACCGUUUAGUUGUAAUCAAUGUGGGAAAAGUUUUAUUACAUCUAGAGAUCUGACUGUACACCAGAGAACACACACAGGAGAGAAAUCUUAUAGCUGUGAUCAAUGUGGGAAGAGUUUUAUUACAUCUAGCCAUCUGACAACACACCAGCGAGUACACACAGGAGAGAAAUUUCACCACUGUUUAGAUUGUGGAAAAAGCUUUUCAACUUCACAUACUUUGAAGAUGCACCAGAAAACACACACAGGAGAGAAAUCUUACAGCUGUGAUCAAUGUGGGAAAAGUUUUACUCAGUCAAGCUCCCUGAAAUCCCACCAAAAGUUACACACAGGAGAGAAACCAUUUAUCUGUGAUCAAUGUGGGAAGAGAUUUAUUAAUUCUAGCAAUCUGACAGUACACCAGAGAAAACACACAGGAGAGAAACCCUUUAGUUGUAAUCAAUGUGGGAAAAGUUUUAUUACAUCUAGCUCUCUGACUAUACACCAGCGAGUACACACAGGAGAGAAACCUCACCACUGUUCAGAUUGUGGAAAAAGCUUUUCAAUGUCACAUACUUUGAAGAUGCACCAGAAAACACACACAGGAGAGAAAUCAUAUAGCUGUGAUAAAUGUGGGAACAGCUUUACUAGGUCAAGCUCCCUGAUAUCCCACCGUAAACUACACACAGGGGAGAAACCUUUUAGCUGUGAUCAAUGUGGGAUGAGGUUUAUUACGUCUGGCAGUCUGACAGUACACCAGAGAACACACACAGGAGAGAAACCUUAUAGCUGUGUUCAAUGUGGGAAGAGUUUUACUACAUCUAGCUAUCUGACUAUACACCAGCGGAGACACACAGGAGAGAAACCUUAUAGCUGUGAUCAAUGUGGGAAGAGAUACUCUGAUAAAAGUUAUCUGAUCAAACAUCAGAAAAUACAUACAUGAAGGAGUUGUUUCAUGACAUCUAUGAAAUAAUGUCACAAUGUAGAAUGUUUUAACAUUGUAGGAGUAUUUUAAUGAUGUCUUUAAUGUAGAACCCUAAACGUUUGCCCCCUGUUAUAUUGAUUUCAGCAUGAUAUCAUGCUAAUGCCUUAGGGGGAAAAUCCAGGCUCUCUAUUUAUAUGAUUUAACAAAAAGUGACUAACAAAAAAAGUUGUUACAUUUACCACAUUGGUGACCCACUUGAAUGAAAAUGCAACACUUCAAAAUGUAGAUAGCUGAUUUCUGCAAAUUGUCCUCUAACCAGUGAGUGAUGUACACAUUAUUCCUAGAUUCCGUGUGGUUUUUGAGCUGUUAGUUUUAACGGAGACAUUACACUUAAACCACAUGCGUCUGUGACAGAACAAAUGAUUUUAUUAACCUCAAUUUGGUGGAUAUUUAACAAUUAUUUACUUAACAAAACAGUACGAUAUUACUGUCCUGCUAAUUCGGAGUUUUAUGGUGUUCAUUCUAGCUUCCUGCAGCUAGUCCUUGGGUGUCGAGGACAUGGGCUUGAGAUGGCUUGAAGCUGACGAUUGAUGUCUCGGUGAUUAAAAACCAAACAGCCACAUUCCAAUACUAAGAUUAGUGGUACAGGUGAGACAUAUGUCUCCGGUCUGAUUGAGCCUGCAUCCCAUAGACAAUAUAUGGUGUAUGUUGAGCUGGGAUAGAGAGGAGUAGAACAAAGGACUCAAUGGUCCUGAGACAUCCUGGCAUCUGGGAUAUUAGGCCAUGGUCGGGGGUUAAUAUAACACCAGGUGCAAAUGAAGACAGGAUGAGCCCAAAGUGGCUUAUAUGGUGCCCCCCAAUCUAGAUGGGAGGGGUGGAACCAAGCAUUCUGGGUAUUAGCUAUAUAAACUGUGCGUUGUCAAGGGUAGAGGCUCACAGACUAACAGUCAGUUAAGACUGUUGGGCUGACGGUUUCAUUAUUGCAAUAACUAAUCAAUGUUAAAUAAAGAUGAUUGUUUUAAGAAAUG